AUGGUCAGUAAGUCAGCUUUGCUGAUCGUUUUCUCUGUUUUUACUGCGGCAAACGGAUUCUCAUUCAGCGAUAGGAAAUGGGUAGGAUUACUGUAAGGUCUGUAGUAAAUAUUUUGUAGAAAUUCCUUUUGCCGGAAGAUACGAUGAAGAAAUUGGUCGAUCUUGAUCUCCAAGCUCCCUUAAGUCCGAUUGCCAUUGAUAAAGCGGUGGAUGCCGUGCUCUCCAAUCAGUCCUCGCAUCAUCUGGAUCAAUUGCAACUCCCUCCUUUUUACUCUCAACUCCCUUUUAUGGCUAGAUGGCAAAUCAAGGAGAUCCUUUAUGACAAAGUCCUUCCUUAUACGGAUAAACACAAGAUGAUUCGAGAGAUCAUCUUCAGUCUUCCGGAGAAGGAUCGCAGAUUCCCUGUGUUGACGCCAACUGAUAAAAUGGCCAGACACUCCAGAUACUUCGAAGCGUUCAAUGCUUUGCAAUACAAAGUCACUUUCAACUUUAAGUUAAGUGAAAUGAAAGAAUCGUUGAGUGAAGUGGAUUACAACAGUGUUAUUGAUGUUCUGGCUAAUCACAGCUUGAGUCUGGAGGUAAGGAUUAGCUGAAAAAGCGGUUUUAUUUUAUUGCUCUUUCAGGAUAAACUUGCUCAAGUCGAGGAGAUCAUCUCCCGCCAACCAUUCGAAGUUCUGGAUCAACUCUUCUUCACGGGAGUCCCAAUCGUUGACGCCGAAGUCCGCGAGAGAUUCCGCCGUUUGUUAUUGGAGAAGUCGUUGUGGAAAGGGCGAUCACGUAAAGGAAGAGCCCGAAGUGAUUGUCUCAUGUGGCCCUGGUGUAAUGUGGUCUACAAGGAGAGCAAGAACACGAUCAAGGAGAAACCCUAUUAUCUAAAGCAGUUCCUGCCGCCACCAAUGAUGAAGAAACCGUUCAGCGUCACCAUCGUCAAGCCUUACUUUGUUCAACAAGACAGCAAUCUGAAGGGGGAGAAUGAUAAGAAAGAGGAAAGUCGCAUAAAAACAUUGCCGAUCAUUGAGAAUCCGAAGCCAGUCGAAGUCAAAAAGAAGAUCUUGCCCGUCCCAAGCAAAGAAAAUUAUUUCAAGCAGUCACUUCCUAUUGGAGAAGGUGCCAAAAUUGUCAUUAAAAGUGAUGACAAGGCGAAGAAGAUCAAUAUAAUUAAUGCCGCCAGGAAUGAGAAAGCCAAGACUGAAGGGUUCCUGGAUCAACUCUACUUCAAAGAGCACGAAAAUGCAUUGAAAUGGAGCCGGGAUGAGAACGCCAAACCAGUCAAACUCAACCUUCCUGAAAUUACAGUAUCCGCCAAGUAUAUUCAGCAAACAAACCAAGCCGAUACGUUUUCAAAUGGGGAUAACAAGGCUCCCAAACGUCACGAUAUCGCUAAGGAAUCUCGGAAAUGGACUGAAAGAGAUGAGGACAAGUUCUUGGAAGAAUGGUACAAACAUCAUGGAAUUGCCCGAGAUCAGGCGAUCCCGUUGAGAGAGAGAGAUGACCCACUGAAACCAAAGGAGAACGACGAUCAUCAUGUUGACUCGAGGAAGGACGCAACGCUCUCUCCUUUGCCCAAUCCCAGUGAACGAGUCAUCAACGGGAUCCAUUGGAAGAAUGUGAAGCCAACGGCGACUGAGAGUCCAGUUUAUGUGGAGGAUAUGGUAAGGAAUCUAGUCAGACUUGAACAUGCCUUUUCAGGACGAGCGAAAGGCCUUCCCCUCCCCGGCACAGCCCACUUUGGGGACAAUCAAGCCUCCAACAGUCGUCAUCGACAAGGUGGCAUCUCAGAAGUUGGUCGUUCAUCAUCUCUCCAACGGCUCUUCGGUCCUUUCUUUGGAGAAAUUGAAAUCCUCCGAACUCUUGGAACAGAAUCAAACUGGCCUUGGAAAAGAAGAUCCCACUACGAAACCGCUGAAUGACGCCACAACUGACAAUGUUUUGGGGAAACAAAACGAUCAGGUAACCCCGUUUUCGCAUUCUUAAUCCAAUUUCAACCCUCAGCCCGUUGAGUGUUCCAAUUGGAAGGUGUGGAGAUUGAAUCUGGAACUGUGUUCUCAUUCCUGGCUCCCACAUUUCAGGAUUCUCUCGAUAUGAUUGAACGCGAUCACCUGGACAAGUUGCGGGAGGUUUUGGAGCAACUUCAUGGGCAGAUCAAGAAGGCCCGUGCCUACAAACCAUAA
This is a messenger RNA of Bursaphelenchus xylophilus (pine wood nematode), 2171 nucleotides long. Lineage: Eukaryota; Metazoa; Nematoda; Chromadorea; Rhabditida; Aphelenchoididae. The record is from the annotation of a GenBank genome assembly.